AUGGGUUGGCUACAGCAUCUCUCAGCAGUUUUACUGCUGGCUCUUGUUUCUCGGGUCUCUGGACUACUUGCAUUUCCCGGCGCCGAAGGCUUCGGCCGGAAUUCCGCUGGUGGAAGGACUGGCAGUGUAUAUCACGUUACAAAUCUUAAGCGUGUAGCUCAGAGUGCAACAGUUGACAAGGUCCGAACAUCCAGCGAUCAGGGCUCCGGGUCGUUUCGAGAUGCAGUCUCUAAGGCUAAUCGCAUCGUGGUCUUCGAUGUAGGCGGCACAAUCAACAUCACUGAUCGGGUGGUUGUCUCCAAGAACAUCUACAUCGCGGGACAAACGGCCCCAGGGCAAGGGAUAACGAUUUACGGAAAUGGGCUUUCAUGGUCGAAUGCGAACGAAGAAAUCGUACGCUAUAUCCGUUUCCGCAUGGGCAGGUCGGGUGACUCGGGCAAAGACGGCAUAACCAUCGCCGAUGGCCAGAACAUGAUUUUCGACCACGUCUCCGUGACUUGGGGCCGGGAUGAGACCUUCUCAAUCAAUGGGAAGGUUACAAAUGUGACGAUCCAGGACUCAAUCAUUGGUCAGGGACUAGACACGCAUAGCUGUGGUGGACUAAUACAGACCGAUGGCGGCGUGAGUCUCUUUAGGAACCUGUACAUUGAUAACAAGACGCGCAAUCCGAAGGUAAAAGGGGUAAACGAUUUCCAGAAUAACGUUGUGUACAACUGGGGAGGUGGCGGCGGCUACAUAGCCGGUGAUUCUGCCGGCCCAAGUUACGCAAAUAUCAUCAACAAUUACUUCAUCUCAGGCCCUACAUCAAGUGUAGCGGCCUUCACACGAGGCAACGCCAAUUUCCACGGAUACGUUUCCAACAAUUUCCACGACUCCAACCGCAAUGGCGUCCUCGACGGCACGGCUCUCUGCGCCCAGAAGAUGUGUUACGGCGACAUGGACGUCGUGAAGACCAAGUACACCUACCCCGGCCCGACGAAGCUGCGCAGCCCCCAGGAGGCCGUGACAUACGUGCUCGCCAACGUCGGGACCACGUUUCCGGCGCGUGACGCCAUAGACAAGAUCCUCGUGGCCGAGGUGCAGAGCUGGGGGAGAAAAGGCCAGCUCAUUAGCGACGAGAGGGCGAGUCCCAUGUACGGCCCAGGAUACAUCGCCGGGGGCACGAAGCCGAUCGACUCGGACGGCGACGGGAUCCCGGACGCGUGGGAACAGGCUAAUGGAUUGAACCCUCGGGAUGCGAGCGAUGCUAUGAGGAUCAGUAGCUCUGGGUACGCCAAUAUCGAGGUAUACGUGAACUCGCUGGUGCCGUCUUCGUAG
Molecule: messenger RNA, 1317 nt
Organism: Xylaria bambusicola
Lineage: Eukaryota; Fungi; Ascomycota; Sordariomycetes; Xylariales; Xylariaceae
Product: fibronectin
Exons: 5
Coding region: 1-1317 (438 amino acids)
Source: RefSeq, a predicted model, not a curated record